CUCCGCGCCGCUGGGGCUCUAUGGCGGGGGCCCCUGGGCGCGCACUCUAUGGUCGCGGCCCGCCCCCCCCGCCGGCGCCGCUUCCCUGAGGCGGGACCGGGCCGGGACCGGGGCCGGGACCCGGCGGCGGCUCCGGCGCUCCUCACGCGUGGCCCUGCGGGGCUCUGAGCUGAUGAUGGAAGAGGUGCACAAGGGCAGCAGCAGCAGCAGCUCUGUCACGUCCCAGCCCUCAGCUGUACAAGGUACAACCCUCCAGGCAGCUCAGCUCUCUCAUAUUGCUCAACAGAUGUCUCUCAGAGGUUCUGCUCCCCUCACAGUCGUUCAGCUUCCUGGAGAGCAAGUGCAGGUCCAGGGAGUCAUUCAGACAGCUCAGUCCUCCUCUGUGAUCCACUCCCCUCAGGUGCAAACCGUGCAGGUAUCUUCCCUGUCUGAGAGUGAGGAUUCUCAGGACUCCUCAGACAGCAUUGGCUCCUCACAGAAGGCUCGAGGCAUCUUGGCUCGUCGUCCAUCCUACCGAAAAAUUUUGAAAGAUCUUUCUUCUGAAGACACACGGGAUAGAAAAGGAGAUGAGGAAAGUCCUGGGGUCUCCACUGUCGCCUCCAUGUCCGUUCCCACGCCCAUCUACCAGACAAGCACUGGACAGUACAUUGCCAUCGCGGCCAACGGGCUGCAGCUGGCGGGGCCGGGGGCGGACGCGGUGCAGGGGCUGCAGACACUGACCAUGGCCAACGCCGCCGCCUCCCAGCCCGGCACCACCAUCCUGCAGUACGCCCAGACCUCGGACGGGCAGCAGAUCCUGGUGCCCAGCAACCAGGUGGUGGUGCAGACUGCCUCUGGGGACAUGCAGACGUACCAGAUCCGCACCACGCCCACCACCUCCUCCCUGCCCCAGACCGUGGUGAUGACGUCCCCGGUCACCCUGACAUCCCAGAGCAGCAAGACAGAUGACCCGCAGCUGAAACGGGAGAUCAGGCUGAUGAAGAACAGAGAAGCUGCCCGGGAGUGCCGUAGGAAGAAGAAGGAGUACGUGAAAUGUUUGGAAAAUCGAGUGGCAGUCCUGGAAAAUCAGAACAAAACUCUAAUUGAAGAGCUAAAAACUUUGAAAGAUCUUUACUGUCAUAAAAGUGUGUAAGAAGAGAAGGUAAAAACAUUUGGGGACUGGUGAAAUAUCAGAGGAGAAUUUUUUUUUUAUACUGAAUUUUUUAAACUAGAUGAAAGGUCAAAAAUGAAACUUUUCUACCUAGAUUUCACUGCUCAAAGACUCUAUAGAUUUUCUUUACAACAUGUUGGUGACAAAGUACAAAGAGGAAACAAGAAAACCUCACCAAAAUUCCUGCUGGCACAACUGGAAACUGCUAAAUUCAAGAUUGCAGCUACAGCAGAAGGACAGUCACGUGUGGCAAGGCAGGUGAUGAGAGUUUCUUUGAAAAUUCCUAUGAAUGCCUCUAAUAAGGGAGGCAAAAUUUGGUUACAAAGAAAAAACAUGGGUGAAACAGAAUCCUUGCCAUAGCUGACAUUAUUAGUAACGUUUAUAACCAGUGUAUGUUUUGAUUUCUUACUCUUUUUCAAGCCUUUUUCCUUCAGUUAUUUGUCUGUAAAUAUUUUUAUUUUAACCUGUAAGUUGGUCUUUACAGGUGCAGAUGAUAAAAAAGCUGAUACUUUGCUCGAGGUAUAAAUUAUGUUUUUACUCUUCCUCAGAUGACAAUUUAAAAAGUUGGGAUGAUUUUUUUUUUCCAUGUUUGCCGUGUUUAUCAGAUUGGGGAAGGAUCUGCAGAAGGCAGCAAGAGGCCUGGUCCUGGAAAUGUCUGAGGCACAGAAAAUUGUGUUGGUUUUCUUAGAGAAUUCAACACAUCAGUGACUUUAAAGCACAGUGAGAGGGGCAAGGACUGGUGACAAAAGUUCUGAAGAAUUUCUGAGAUGAAACUUCUCAAAGUUGUUCAUUUCACAAGAGUUUGUUCUUAGUUCUGGGCAUGAGAAACAUUGAUCAUUGAAAAUUAAAUUGUGUGCUGAUCAUAUCUACAAUUAAACACUCAGUGCUUGUCCUGGCUGGGGAUUCUCCUGGGCUUUGGAACAUGAAACCAAAUAGAAGAAAAAUGAUGUAGUAAAAAAUGAAAGAUCUAUACCAAAGGGUUAUGAGGUUCUAAUCUCUGGUUUAUUGCUGGAAGUAGUGCAAAAUUACAAUUUCCAGCCUAAUUUUGUAAGGUAGGAGCUAUUUUGCAAAGUAAUGGUAUCUUUGUAAGCAAAUACUAUAUUGCAAACAGGGAGAUGGUUGGUAUAUUUUGUAGCUAAAUUGUGAUCUUUACAAAACCUGAAAUUGAGUUUCUAUACGUAUUUUGACAGUUUAUAUCUUUCAUUUUAGUAACCAAAUGAAAUAUUUUGUGAACCAGAUUUUCAAGGAUAUAUUUUUAUGGAUAGUACAAAGUCAAAUGAGAUCCUCUUUGGUGUAGGAGAUACUUGAAUUAAUUUUGUAUGUCUGUAGGCAACUUGCAGAAAAAAACAGAUCCUAAAGAGUAUUGGGGCGGGGGGGAAAGGAGGAAAAAUAAAAGAAAUUCGAGCUUUUUACUCCCCAGAGCUGACAAUAUCUGCACAUUCGAUCUCAUUGUGUCAGAGAGUCCAGUUUGUACAAUUUAAACUUGUUUCAGGUGAAAAUCAAACGUUUGACAUGAU
This is a messenger RNA of Agelaius phoeniceus (red-winged blackbird), 2667 nucleotides long. RefSeq names its product activating transcription factor 1 (gene ATF1). Gene Ontology annotation, biological process: regulation of transcription by RNA polymerase II. Gene Ontology annotation, molecular function: RNA polymerase II cis-regulatory region sequence-specific DNA binding; DNA-binding transcription factor activity, RNA polymerase II-specific; protein binding. Gene Ontology annotation, cellular component: nucleus; ATF4-CREB1 transcription factor complex. Lineage: Eukaryota; Metazoa; Chordata; Aves; Passeriformes; Icteridae. The record is from RefSeq and is a predicted model, not a curated record.